Conger conger (European conger) is the source of this 1224-nucleotide messenger RNA. RefSeq names its product tumor necrosis factor receptor superfamily member 11B-like. Gene Ontology annotation, molecular function: protein binding. The transcript is spliced from 5 exons. Lineage: Eukaryota; Metazoa; Chordata; Actinopteri; Anguilliformes; Congridae. The record is from RefSeq and is a predicted model, not a curated record. Bases 13 to 1224 code for a protein of 403 amino acids.
GAUACUCAGAUCAUGAGGCCACGGUCAACGAUGAAGUUAUACCUGCUCCUUGCCUUCUCCUUCAGCGCGGGAUCCCAGGAGGGGUCCCGACCCACCUACCAGCACCGCGACCCAGUGACCUCCAGGGUGUACCAGUGUGAGCAGUGCCCGCCCGGCACGGCAGUGCUGCAGCACUGCGGCAGGGACAUGCCCACCGCCUGCACCCCCUGCCCCGAGGGGCACUUCUCCGAGCACUGGCACUGGGGCAAAGCCUGCCAGCGCUGCACGGCCGUCUGCAAGGAGCAGCAGCUGGUGCGGAGGGACUGCGCCCGGACUCAUGACCGGCUGUGCGAGUGCGCUCCGGGCUACCACCUGGAGGUGGAGUUCUGCGUGAAACACACCGCCUGCCCUCCUGGCUCUGGGGCUGCUGCUCUCGGCACCCCAGAGAGUGACACGGCAUGUGAACGGUGUGCGAAGGGCUCCUUCUCCAGCUCCUUCUCAGCAGCAGAGGCCUGUGUCCCCCACAGUAACUGCAGCAGGCUGGGAAUGCGGACCGUACGCCCCGGCACGGCUGAGAGAGACACCGUGUGUGAAUACGAGGAGCGCGGCCGGGACCCAGAGUGCUUCCAGCAGGACCUGCAGUGUCACACAGAUGUUAUGCUGUGUGAGGAAGUCAUCCUCCAGUUCCUGUCCUCGCUCCAUUUCCUGUCUGCGCUGCCCCUGGACACCGUGGCGGCCAGCUUACCUGGCAGGAAGUUGGAGAGCAGGAGCGUAGAGCAUGUGAAGAAUGCGUGCGGCCCCAAGCAGCAGGUCCUGCAGCUGCUCAGACUGUGGAGAGAGAGGAACAGGGACCAGGGAAGGCUGUUUGGAAUUGUUAAAGGCGUGAACCACUGUGAGAAGGUGGUGUCCAGGAGCUCGGCCUUCAGGAAGCUGACCCUGGGCGACCUGCAGGCGAUGAUGGACAGCCUGCCGGGGGAGAGGGUGAGGGAGGAGGACAUCCAGGCAGCGAUGGAGUUCUGUCAGCCCCGGCAGUACCUCCUGAAGGUCCUGUACCUCUGGAAGACCCUGAACGGGGAGCAAGAUCUGGCCAAGGCCCUGGCACAGAGCCUUCGCGAGCUCCGCACCCAGGGAGCGUCAAGCCAGCUCCUGAGGAGCACGAGGAGGCUCAACACGCUGUUCAGCACCUCCUCCAUACGCAAGCUGUAUAAGAACAUAUUCCUCAACAUCAUUCUGGACAAGUGUUAA